This is a messenger RNA of Fukomys damarensis (Damara mole-rat), 513 nucleotides long. Its product is annotated as c-Myc-binding protein-like. Gene Ontology annotation, molecular function: transcription coactivator activity. The record is from RefSeq and is a predicted model, not a curated record. The transcript has 2 exons. Gene Ontology annotation, cellular component: nucleus. The coding region runs from base 1 to 513 and encodes 170 amino acids. NCBI's taxonomy places the organism in Eukaryota, Metazoa, Chordata, Mammalia, Rodentia, Bathyergidae. Gene Ontology annotation, biological process: regulation of DNA-templated transcription.
AUGAGGCUAACUGUAAAGCGUGGGGCCCAGAAUGAGAGCAAAGAAAGGGGGCAGCAGCUUUCCCUUGGGCAGUACACUGGCGUGAAGGCAAAGUGGGGUCAAGUGAUAGCCAAUUGCAACUCUGAUGAGGGAGGCAUAGUCUCUGGCGCUAGCUGCACCAUUGCCCCUGUCACUAUUGCCCAUUACAAAGCCACCGACUGGAAGCACAAGCAGUUUUGGAGGGACUUGGAGAAGUCGGGGGUGCUGGACAGGCUGACCAAGGUGUUGGUCGCCUUAUAUGAAGAACCAGAGAAACCUAAUAGUGCUUUGGAUUUUUUAAAGCAUCACUUAGGAGCUGCUGCCCCAGAAAAUCCCGAAAUUGAGUUGCUUAGCCUAGAAUUGGCAGAAGUGAAAGAGAAAUAUGAAGCCACUGAAGAAGAAAAUAAAAAACUGAAAGCAGAGCUUGCUCAGUAUGAACCACCUCAGGAGGGAAAGGGUGAUGAACAGGGUUCUGCUCAGUUGCAAAGACACUGA